AUGUCCGUCGUAGGAGAGGAAUACGUCGACCGCGCUCUUGCCAACGGCUCCACCGACUUCUCGAGAGCAGGGCAAGAGAUAGUGACCGAGUGGUGCUGGGGCUACGCUUGGACCCGACCAGGUCUUAGCAAGCAGCAGAGAAGUCUGCUUAACAUUGGCAUGCUCAUGGCGCUGAACCGCGCACCAGAGCUGGCGGUCCACGUUCGUGGGGCCCGCAAUAAUGGCUUGUCGGAACUCGAGAUACGCGAAGCCAUCAUUCACGCGACGACGUAUUGCGGUGUGCCGGCUGGCGUCGACGCGAUGAAGACAGCCGAGAAGGUGCUCAAUGACAUGGCAGAGAAGGGCGAGAUGCCGCGGGAGCUGGGAGACAAGAGUGAGCGGGCGUAG
Molecule: messenger RNA, 387 nt
Organism: Didymosphaeria variabile
Lineage: Eukaryota; Fungi; Ascomycota; Dothideomycetes; Pleosporales; Didymosphaeriaceae
Exons: 2
Coding region: 1-387 (128 amino acids)
Molecular function (GO): peroxiredoxin activity
Source: RefSeq, a predicted model, not a curated record